CAGCAAGUUUCAAAGUCAAAAUGCUUUUUGCAAAAACAAGCAACAGACGUUAAACUCAAAACAGAGCAAAUAUUGUUUUUGGUAAAAACUAUGGAUCCCUUCAGCACUUUUCUGUUGCUGGGUUUAGUAAUAGCUUUGUUCAUAGUGCUCAGAGGGAGGAAUAAGCCACAUAAUCUACCACCAGGACCUACAGCUUUGCCAAUAGUUGGAAAUAUUCUAACAUUGGACAACCGUGCACCCUUUAAAACUUUUCUAAAGUGGAGUAAGACAUAUGGUCCUGUGAUGACGGUGUAUCUGGGACCCCAGAGAUUCCUUGUUCUGGUGGGCUAUGACACAGUGAAAGAAGCCCUUGUUGACAAUGCAGAUGAUUUUGUUGGCAGAGCCCCUGUACCUUUUGUACAACAACUGCUGAAAGGCUACGGUAUAACUAUCAGUAAUGGAGAGCGUUGGCGUCAGUUAAGGAGGUUUGCACUCACUACUCUGAGGGACUUUGGAAUGGGACGCAAAAGGAUGGAGGGGUGGAUACAGGAGGAGAGCAGACACUUGCUGGAUGCCAUGAAAGAAACUAAGUCUGCCCCAUUUGACUGCACAUUCUUCCUGAGUAGAGCUGUAUCCAACAUUAUCUGUGCAUUGGUGUUUGGCCAACGCUUCGGUUAUGAAGACCAUAACUUUCUACGUUUGCUUCAAGUCAUCAAUGGAGUACUGACGUUUGGCAGCAGCACAGGGGGACAGUUGUAUAAUAUCUUUCCAACUGUGCUUCAUGCACUUCCUGGGAAGCAUCAUCAAAUUUUCAAAGAUGUGGAUGAAGUCAGGGCCUUUUCUAAGGGCAAAGUACAAGAACACAAUGAAAAUUUGGACCCAGACAACCCAAGAGACUUCAUCGAUUGCUUCCUCAUCCGACUCAGCCAGGAAAAAGACAAUCCCAAUUCAGAGUUUCAUCAAGAAAAUUUGAUAGCCAGUGUCUUAAACUUAUUCCUGGCUGGGACUGAGACCACCAGCACUACGCUCAGAUAUGCUUUGAUGUUACUGAUCAAGCAUCCUGAAAUACAGGAUCAAAUGCAGAAAGAGAUUGACAUUGUGAUUGGACAAGAACGAAGUCCUAAUAUGGAAGACAGGAAGUCCCUCCCAUUUACUGAUGCAGUGAUCCAUGAAGUGCAACGCUAUAUAGAUCUUGUGCCGCUUAAUAUUCCCCAUUACACCACACAUCAAAUUACAUUCAGAGGCUACACAAUUCCAAAGGACACAGUAAUCUUACCCUUGCUUCACUCUGUUCUGAGGGAUGAGGAACACUGGGAGAAGCCAUGGACAUUUGACCCGAAACAUUUUUUGGACAAAAAUGGCAACUUUAAAAAGAGCCCUGCUUUCAUGCCUUUUUCUGCAGGGAAGAGGGCCUGUGUGGGUGAGUCUUUGGCACGGAUGGAACUGUUUCUCUUCCUGGUGUCUCUGUUGCAACAUUUCACCUUUACCACACCUGGAGGACCUGAGAGCAUUGAUUCCACUCCUGAAACCAGCGGCUUUGCCAACCUGCCACGCAAAUACCAGCUUAUCGCCACCCCCCGCUGAACUACAACAUUACUGUAGGCUGACAGACAUAAUCCCAUUAGAUAUAAUGUAAAGAACUUCCAAAUCCCAUUAGAUUUUCCAAUUGCAGAUAAAGAAAUGCAAGCCAUGAAAGCAAGUGGACAAUUUGGGAAGGAAAACAGAUUGGUUUUAAUAAAAUUGUAUUCUGAGCGGUGGUCAUCUCACAGACACACAGCUUCAUUACAUCUCUUUUGACCCAUGAGAUUAAUUAAAUCCAGAGCCACCUAUGUAAGUAGCAAUCUUAGAAGAUUUUGCAGCAUCAUUAUCGCAUUCAACAUUUAGUCCCAAUUUGUUCAUAUAAUCCCCUCCACUCUUCUGGGAAGAUGUUCCACUAGAUUUUGGAGUGAGCUUGUGGACAUCUGUGUUAUUUUAUUAUACCGCAUCCAAAGACACCCCAUACAAUUGUGUCUCCAGCUUUGUGGUAACUGUUUGGAGAAAACCUCAUAUAGCAGGAAAGGUCAGGUGUCCCAAUACUUUUGUUCAUAUAGUGUAUAUCAACCAAAACAAAGCUACAAUAUUUGCUUGCUUUUAGAACUCCAGGUCAUUAAUUCCAUAUGGACCUGCAUAUUUAUCAGCAUCUCUGGGUGUCAGUUUUUAUUUUUUAGGCUGAACUGUUUAUAUAUAAGCCACUGUUCAUCAUCAUUAAAAUCAUCAUGUUCAUCAAUACCAUUGCUAAAUUCAACACCACCAAUCUGCUAAAGUUAAACAGCUGAUAGUUACACAGCUUUGUAGUUUGAAUGUUGUUUUUACUCUUAUAUUAAUAUGAUUAAUAAAUAAAUAAUUAAAAUGUCA
Molecule: messenger RNA, 2373 nt
Organism: Silurus meridionalis
Lineage: Eukaryota; Metazoa; Chordata; Actinopteri; Siluriformes; Siluridae
Product: cytochrome P450 2C20-like
Exons: 9
Coding region: 91-1563 (490 amino acids)
Biological process (GO): xenobiotic metabolic process
Cellular component (GO): intracellular membrane-bounded organelle; cytoplasm
Molecular function (GO): heme binding; oxidoreductase activity, acting on paired donors, with incorporation or reduction of molecular oxygen, reduced flavin or flavoprotein as one donor, and incorporation of one atom of oxygen; iron ion binding
Source: RefSeq, a predicted model, not a curated record